AUGGAGGAUCCAAACGAUUCACAUCCUGAAGAAAUUCCUGGAGUGAGAGAAAACCUGGAAAACAACAACACUGCUGCAGCAGCUGCAAGGAUUCAACAAUAUUUAGAAAGAGAAAAUAAUAUUCCACUAAAUAUCGCCAUCACAGGAGAAACUGGUUCUGGGAAAUCCACCUUUGUUAAUGCCCUCAGAGGGAUGUCCGAUGAUGAUGAGGGAGCUGCUCCUACUGGUGUUACAGAAAUCACCUUAGAGGUCACACCGUACCCCCAUCCAAACUAUCCCAAUGUUAAAUUAUGGGAUCUUCCUGGAAUCGGCACCACCAAGUUUCCAGCUAAGAAGUACUUGGAGCUUGUUGGAUUUGAGAAGUUUGACUUCUUCAUCAUCAUCUCAGACACUCGCUUCAGAGAAAAUGAUGUGAAACUCGCUCAGGAGAUUCAGAAGAUGAAGAAAAAGUUCUACUUUGUUCGUUCAAAGAUUGAUGACAAUUUACGCGCCGAAAGAAGAAAGAGACACUUCGUUGAAGAGGAGACUCUUACAAAAAUCAGAGACGACUGUGUUCACAGACUCAGAGGAUUAGGCAUCGGGUCUCCGCAGGUGUUCCUGGUGUCCAGCUUUGAGCUCCACCUGUACGACUUCUCUCUCUUGCAGCAGACCUUAGACAGAGACCUUCCUAAAAACAAGAGGGACACUCUGCUGUUCGUCAUGCCCAACAUCAACCCAGAGAUCAUCAUCAAGAAGAAAAAAGCUUUUCAGUCCAAAAUAAAAUACUACGCCACUCUGUCUGCAGCUGUAGCAGCUGUUCCACUUCCUGGUCUUUCUAUUGCUGUUGAUGCUGCUGUGCUGGUUGGUGCUGUCACACAUUAUGUUCAUGCGUUUGGUCUCGAUAUCCCGUCUCUGCAGAGACUUUCUGACAGAACAGGUGUGCCCUACACUGAUCUGCGUGCUGUCAUCAUUUCACCACUGGCUGCAGCAGAAAUAACUAAAGAUCUCCUCUUGAAGGUGAUAGCUCAACUUGCGGGAACAGUUGCUUUAAUUGCAGCAGAGGAAGCAACAAGGUGGAUUCCAUUUAUUGGAAUUCCAGUAGCCAUGGGUCUCUCUUUCACCACAACCUACAAAGUUCUGAAUUUGCUCCUUGAAAAGCUCGCUGAUGAUGCUCAGAGGGUGUUUGAAAGGACUUUGGUUUGA
Messenger RNA from Pelmatolapia mariae (spotted tilapia), 1182 nucleotides. RefSeq names its product interferon-inducible GTPase 5-like. The transcript has 2 exons. Gene Ontology annotation, molecular function: GTP binding. Gene Ontology annotation, cellular component: membrane. The record is from RefSeq and is a predicted model, not a curated record. Bases 1 to 1182 code for a protein of 393 amino acids. NCBI's taxonomy places the organism in Eukaryota, Metazoa, Chordata, Actinopteri, Cichliformes, Cichlidae.